Molecule: messenger RNA, 3828 nt
Organism: Schizosaccharomyces japonicus yFS275
Lineage: Eukaryota; Fungi; Ascomycota; Schizosaccharomycetes; Schizosaccharomycetales; Schizosaccharomycetaceae
Product: AAA family ATPase Grc3
Exons: 1
Coding region: 190-2358 (722 amino acids)
Biological process (GO): RNA processing; rRNA processing
Cellular component (GO): mating-type region heterochromatin; pericentric heterochromatin; chromosome, subtelomeric region
Molecular function (GO): polynucleotide 5'-hydroxyl-kinase activity
Source: RefSeq, a predicted model, not a curated record
CUAUGAUAAGAUAACCCAAAACAAACCUUAAUGAUUACUGGGUUUAUAUUCCAUACUUGAAAGCCAAACCCUAAGCCAAAAGACCUAACAAACACAAUAACCUAAGAAGCCAAAUAACCUAACAACCACCUCACACCUAAAUCGCAGUCCAAGUUUUACCGGGAACGUGUUUCAGCUGCUUGAGUUAGGAUGUCCAAGCGCAAACGUCCAGAGAGUGUUAAAAGUGAUAAGAUGUCUUCCAAACGUCGUGUCAGCUCUCAUAGUACUCGUCCUGCUCCUCUUAGCGCUUUUGCAGUACGCCAACUUUCACUCAAAAAACAAAACACACCAGUACAAGAAAGUGACGACAAAAAAAAGGACACAAAGUCUAAAAAUAACUUCGUUGAAGUUGUGGUUCCAGGUGUAGAUCGAAGCCGUAAGGAUUCAGAGUCAAUUGAGUCAGAAUCAGAUGAGGAACCAGAUGUUUCAAUCAUUAAGGAAGUUCCAGCUCCUGUAUCUCGCAUAGUUCAAUCAGGUCGUAAUUCCGAUACAUUCAGUCCUAUUAGAGAAGCGAGCCCUUUAUCAAACGAGACCAGUCCUGUGGAUAAGGAACUUGAAAAACCAGAAUUGGUACAGUUAACUCACAAAAACUCACUUCGUAUCGGAAACAUUCUUUACUUGGGUCUCAACACUGGAGAUCAGGCGUCUUUUGUUGGGUCCUACGCUUUCCAAUGCAUUCAAGGUAGAAUCGAAAUUUUUGGAUCUCAGUACGGGCCAAACGAUUCCAAUUGGGUUCCUAUAAACGCGCCUCUUAUUUAUCCGUCCCCUAUUUUCCGGGCCUUGCCUGGUCCUCACGAACCCAUCGUCGACGACUCGUCGGAAUCCGCAUUCUCCUCUGACUCGUCCAAUACGGAAACUCAAAGUCGGAAAAAAAUUGAAAAUGUUCUUUCAUCGUUUAGCACUAUAUUGGCAUUAAAAAUUAUGGACAAUGGCCUCUCUAAACUGGCACAACUUUAUGCUCCCGCAAGACGGUACUUUGACAUUGAAGAGUCUUUCGAAAAUGCUUACGACAGGUCCUCGAGUUUUGAGAUUCUGCCACCCUCCUGGGUUUCGUUUGCUGAUGAUCUUUGUCAUUCCUUGCAAACUAAAAAACCUGUUCGUAUACUUGUUUCAGGGCCAAAAGGUUCUGGUAAGAGUAUGUUUGCUCGGUACCUGGCAAAUCGACUUUUAGAAAGCUUAAACGAAAUUCAGUACCUUGAUUCCGAUCCCGGACAAGCAGAGUUCCUUCCUAUUGGAUGCGUCUCUCUCAACCACAUCAACAAACCGCUGCACGGUCCCGCCUUUGCCCGACAAAAUGCAACACCUCUUCGGAGUGUACGUCUUCACUUAGGCGAUACAAGCCCUAAAAAUGAUUUGAUACACUAUCCUGCUUGCAUAGAGCGCCUUAUGAACGAAUAUCAGCAUGACAAUUUUGAGCGCGAGUUAUCAUCCAUUACUCCAUUGUCUCUUAUUAUUAACUGUCCCGGCUGGAUUAAAGGAUUGGGUGCAGAAUUGUUACAAAAAACUAUUCGACUUACGAAGCCCACUCAUAUUGUAUACCUUCAUCGUGAAACAUCGUCUCGUUCUAAAACACAACAAAAAUCCGAGCCAAAUAAUCAGGACACUAUUAACUCCGAUCUGUUCUCAAAUGUCAAGGCUUCCAUCGUUACCACACUAGAGUCCGCAUGGAGUUUUGUGCCGAACCUGGUGUCACGCGUUCCAGCAGUCGAGACUCGGACAAUGGCUGUACUAACGUACCUUUUUGCCGAUGCCGCAACAUCUUCGUGGGAUAUGAGUACAUCAAUGGCUGCUCGAAGACCUUUCAUAACAUCUUUUACCUCAGAAGACAGAGGAAUAGAUGCAGUGAAUAUUAUUGGUGAACCUCUUAAUCCAGUGGAUAUUGUUGACACCAUCAGUGGUACCUUAGUUGCUGUUUGCUCUUUCGACGUAUCAAGCGCCGAGGAAUGGAAACAACAAUGCCCCACUCAAACUCCAGAAGGCAUAUCAAUUUUGUUCAAUGAUGGUUUGCCUCUUCAUCCGGCCACAAGCCAGUGCUUAGGUUAUGCUAUUUUGAAGUGUAUUGAUGUUAAGCGCCAGGAGUUUCACCUUGUCGGACCACUGGAUCUUGAUCUAGUAGCGAACGCUUGUGAACAAGGCAAAAAAAUAGUUCUUGAGAGAGGUCGAUUAGAGCUUCCUACAUGUGCCAUGAUGGAUUACCGUUUCGUUAAGUAUCCUGAACUGCCAUUUCUCAAUCGGUUACAAAUUCACGGAGGUGCGGGAUCUCGAGUCCGCCGCGUUCGUAGAAACAUUGCGCGGAGAAGCGCCUUCGUUCGCACAUAAAAAAGUUACAUUUGGGCCGUUUACUAGAUUAUAUGACACGGUAUGUCAGUUCCUUUUUUGUUUUUUUUUUACAUAUGAUUUCCCUUCCGAUAUAAAACGACUCCAACACAGAUACCUUCAGUUCAACACACACCUCUUAUCCCAUUGCGGGUGCACGGGAAGCUAUGAAAAUUUGUUAAGAAAGACAGCUUAAAUAGUCUUAAUCAUGUAUUACUACAACCUUCCAUACGUUAACUGGUACAUCCUCAAGUUCCCGUAAAUGACCACACUAAAGAGGGAUCGGUAGUUAAAGGAAGCAGAGAGAACGGUUAGCGUAGGAGGUGAAAGUCUUAGGAAGGCAAAUGAAAUGUGAGUGCCAAACUAUCGUAGAGUCUCGAAAACCGAAGAAUGGUUUUCGUUUGGGCCAAAAAACGACAAAAAUAUUCAUCGCAUCCGUCUAUAUAUAGUCGCCCUACCUAGCAUCGACUUAAGCCGGCUAUUUCUCCUUUGAUGUCCUUCCACAGCUGUCUGAUUACAACUGAGUCAAAUGCUUUUAACGUUGGGCAAAAUGGCGUCUAUCACAUGGGAAUGGGGGAAAUGUACCCAGAACAGUCGGUAGACAACAUACACCACAACUAUGCAUCAGGGGACCAGCCCAAAGCUUUAAGGUCAGCCAAAACCUUUGGCUCUGUCUCGAUUUUCUUAAUCUGAGUAACCUCAAGCUUUUCGCCAUUUGCCAAACGUGCCUUAAGCUCGUCAAUAGCACGAAGCUUCUUGCACAAGGAACGAAUUUUCUUUUCGUCACUGACUUCCGCAGGUGCAUUAGCACCAGCCUUGGUGCCGUUGUUUUGCUUCUUCUGCUUGCCGUUUUUCUUUUCAACAAUAGGAGUGGCACCGGGAACAACGCGUUCCUUCUUCACUGAGUAAGGCUUGGAAGAGGCACUGCUGCCCAAAACAUCAAGCUCUCUCAUGCGUUGAGAAACGGAAGACACUUGACCACGAGCACCGGGGGGACGGUAAGCACCCGUGGCUUUGAUGACCGGCUUGGAUGCGAGCUUGGCUGCGGAUUCGUGAGGUUGAGGAGGUGCGGGAAUAGUGAGGGUGCCAGUGCGUCCGAACGUCACCGGAGCAGCAGAAGGCUUAGGUCGCCAAGUGACUUGGUAAAGCUCAUUGAAUUCUUGGUAGAACAUAGGUUUUCCGGUAAUAUGCCAGAUCUUAAUACUGUUAUCAACACGAAGACGAGGUGACGUGACAGAAGUAAGCAAGAACUCGCUCUCUGGACUGAAUUCACAAUGCGUGGUGUUCGCAGCCUCCACAGUAGCCAACUUCCUCAUGUUGUCAUAACUGUCGUAAAUAUCAAUGCUUCCCUGGAGAUUUCCAAAACCAGCAAGCAUUACAUAACGUGCAUUGGGGGAAAAAAGGAGCGUAUUGCGGGGAGCAGACGGAAGAGUAGUGACAAUGUUAGCACGGUUGUCGAAAAUUGCGGUUUUU